UUCCCGCCCUGGGGGCGGAGCCGAGGUCCGAGCCCGCCAAACGUGGUCCGCUGUGUAACCCAACCCGGACCCUCUCACUGGCUACAGCGCUCCGACUUUGGGAUUCCCGGCCAGCGGCCGGCGUCGCUAUCCUUCGGCCUCCCUCCCAGCCCUGCGUAGCGCAGGCGCAGCCGUCUUGCAGUGGGCCUGGCGAAAUCGGACUGCGGCAACCAUGGCGCGCGGAAGCGCCCCUCGGGACAGCUACCACCUGGUCGGGAUCAGCUUCUUCAUUCUGGGACUGGGCACCCUCCUCCCCUGGAACUUCUUCAUUACCGCCAUCCCGUACUUCCAGGGGCGGUUGGCAGGGACCAACAGCAGCGCCGAGACCCUGAGCACCAACCACACCAGUCCCACAGACACUUUCAACUUCAACAACUGGGUGACACUGCUGUCCCAGCUGCCUCUUCUGCUCUUCACACUCCUCAACUCCUUCCUGUAUCAGUGCAUCCCUGAGUCGGUGCGUAUUCUGGGCAGCCUGCUGGCCAUACUGCUGCUCUUUGCCCUGACAGCAGCGUUGGUGAAGGUGGACUUGAGCCCUGAGCUGUUCUUCUCCAUCACCAUGGCAUCCGUCUGGUUCAUCAACUCCUUCUGUGCAGUGCUUCAAGGCAGCCUCUUUGGGCAGCUGGGCACCAUGCCUUCCGCCUACAGCACGCUCUUCCUCAGUGGCCAGGGUCUGGCUGGGAUCUUCGCUGCCCUGGCUAUGCUUGUGUCCCUGGCCAGUGGCGUGGAUGCCCAGACCUCUGCCCUUGGAUACUUCAUCACGCCCUGUGUGGGCAUCCUCCUCUCCAUUGUAUGUUACCUCAGCCUGCCCCAUCUGGAGUUUGCCCGUUACUACCUGAGCAAGAAGCUGUCUCAGGCCCCAGCUCAGGAGCUGGAGACCAAAGCUGAGCUCCUCCAAGCUGAUGAGAAGAAUGGGAUUCCCAUCAGCCCCCAGCAGGCCUGCCCAACUCUGGACCUUGACCCUGAGAAGGAACCGGAGCUGGAGCUGGAGGAGCCACAGAAGCCAGGAAAACCUUCAGUCUUUGUUGUCUUCCGGAAGAUCUGGCUGACGGCGCUGUGCCUUGUGUUGGUCUUCACCGUCACUCUGUCAGUCUUUCCUGCCAUCACAGCCAUGGUGACCACCAGCUCCAAUAGCCCCGGGAAGUGGAGUCAGUUCUUCAACCCUAUCUGUUGCUUCCUGCUCUUCAAUGUCAUGGAUUGGCUGGGCCGGAGCCUGACCUCCUACUUCCUGUGGCCAGAUGAGGACAGCCAGCUGCUGCCCCUGCUGGUGUGCCUGCGCUUCCUGUUUGUGCCGCUCUUCAUGCUGUGUCACGUGCCCCAGCGUGCCCGGCUGCCCAUCAUCUUCUGGCAGGACGCCUACUUCAUCACCUUCAUGCUGCUCUUCGCUGUCUCCAACGGCUACUUGGUGUCUCUCACCAUGUGCCUGGCACCCAGGCAGGUGUUGCCACAUGAGAGGGAGGUGGCCGGAGCCCUCAUGACCUUCUUCCUGGCCCUGGGACUCUCCUGCGGAGCCUCCCUCUCCUUCCUCUUUAAGGCUUUACUCUGAGGAGCACCAGUGCUCCACAUAGUCCUCCCCUCAGUGCUGCUUCUGGAGCUGGGACAUUUCCCAGGGAAGGACCUCCGCUAUGCCGGUCUCUUGGUCUGUGGGUGCCAGGGCGGGACAGAAACUACCUUGGCUGGUAGCCAUAUUGCAUAUGGUGAGGAAGAAUCCACCAUUGGUCAUUGUGCCUCUCAGAUGGGAGUGAAACGGGACACAGGAACACGGAGCUCACUGAGAGGAUAUUGGAAGGCAAUAGUCAGGGGAAAGCAGGCACGGGGCCCUCACUGCCAUCUGGACGACAUCCGUUCAUCAAGCCACCCACUGACCCCAGGGAGCAGAGCCACCUGUAGGCCUUGAUUAGGACAGACAUCCUGAUGGUCUCUACCUUGGCGGGCGCAGAGUGGGAACUGGGACCAGCUCCAGAGCAGCAGCCUCCCGCUGCUCACCCACAAGGCCCUGGGCAGGGCACAAAGUGUCAUGGAAACUGAGGGGAAGAGAAAGCUCAAAGGGCCUCCGAGCCUUCAGCAGGGUUUUCUCACUGCCAACACCCCUAGAAUCCCACGGGCCUGUCUAACAGAAAGGCAGUCGGCCUGCAUGUGUUGUGCACUGCACUUUACAGUCUGCAAAGUUUUUCCUCAGCCACUCACAGAGGCCUCUGUGAGGCCUUUGGAACAGGCCAGGCAGGGACCAUCCCCAGGUGGGAUUCGGCUGGUCCGAGGAAGAGCAGGCGAUGGCCUUCAUGUAGGUGCUGACCCUGCGGCCCACCGCUUGCCGCUUUUCCUCAGAGGUCUGCAGGCGGGCGCCCUCAGCACUCGCUUCUGUCUUCACCCCAUUUCUCCUCUGACCCUGUUCCUGCAUCCAAUAAAAACUGCCCAUUUCUAGGACGGA
This is a messenger RNA of Apodemus sylvaticus (European woodmouse), 2467 nucleotides long. RefSeq names its product solute carrier family 29 member 2 (gene Slc29a2). Bases 212 to 1585 code for a protein of 457 amino acids. Gene Ontology annotation, biological process: uridine transmembrane transport; hypoxanthine transport; guanine transport. Gene Ontology annotation, molecular function: nucleoside transmembrane transporter activity. The transcript is spliced from 12 exons. Lineage: Eukaryota; Metazoa; Chordata; Mammalia; Rodentia; Muridae. The record is from RefSeq and is a predicted model, not a curated record. Gene Ontology annotation, cellular component: plasma membrane; basolateral plasma membrane.